Messenger RNA from Anastrepha obliqua, 2602 nucleotides. RefSeq lists its product as uncharacterized. Bases 542 to 1498 code for a protein of 318 amino acids. NCBI's taxonomy places the organism in Eukaryota, Metazoa, Arthropoda, Insecta, Diptera, Tephritidae. The transcript is spliced from 6 exons. Gene Ontology annotation, cellular component: clathrin-coated vesicle; sarcoplasmic reticulum; mitochondrion. Gene Ontology annotation, biological process: regulation of actin filament polymerization; negative regulation of apoptotic process. The record is from RefSeq and is a predicted model, not a curated record.
UUUUGAAACUUGGAAAAACAAUUUUUUAUAUAUUCAAAAUUCACCGUUUGUGCAGAAAAGGUUUAAGACCUUCAAAUACUCAGAGCUUGUUCUUAAUUUUGCACCCUCUCUUGGCAAUAACGCUUUGGGAAAUCGCAUAGUAAUUUCCCAAAAUAAAAACUAUCAGCUGGAUUAUUUCCCAAAACAUUACCGCCACUUACACAAUCAAUAGUGCACAAGCGCACAAUGACAAGAAAGAGCUGUCAUGCAACACUCAGCAAUACUAACAGGCGAAUAUAACAGCAAAGGGUAAACUAGAGAACAGAACGUGAAAUCAAAAAAUAGAAAAAUAUUUCAAAUCAACGCAUAAAAAAAUAGUAAAUUAUUAUUUUGCAGCGGAGCAGGUGUGUGGACGCAAUUGUGGGUGGCGAAAUAGUGCAACUCGAGGCUUAAUAGCAAUCGUAACAAAUUGGGGCUUGAAUUCUAAUUGUGUGGCUAUUCUUAUUUGAUUCCAUUGUGUUGUGCGUUGCAGCGGUGCUUGAGAACUGCGAAAAAGCGAAAAAUGGAUAUAUUGCGUAAAAUGUUCAAAAUGAACGAGAAGGACUCUGCAAAGCCGGAUGAAGCUGAGCGCAAGGACGAGGUAACUGCAAAGGACGAAUUUCGUAAGCCGCAGUGGUUCGAAGAAGCUGAAACGGAUGACGAACUCUUCGAUGAUAAUCGCAAAUUUGCUUUCCAAAUCUUUACAAAUCCUUUAGAAUUGCAGAAACACUUUGAGCGUCAAAUGCAGCAAAUCCUGGAGGCAGUGAGUGAAUUUGAAGGUGAUGAUGUUAAGAUUGACAAAGAUCUGAAGGAGGACUUUUUGAAGCCUGGCUUUGAAAACAUUGACAUAUUGAAGGAGUUUGAAAAGAAGAAAGGUGAAAUUAUGGAUACUGACUUGGAUGGAGAAAUUUACGCUGAUCAAUUGCAUUCGUUAAUGCAACGCUUAUCGCAGAAUGAAGAAUUGCCGAAUAUUUUGCCCCGCAACGACAACAAAGCUUUUCGUACUGCUAUAACUAAGCGGAAACUAACCGACGAGGAAAAAAUUUUGGGUAGAAUACAUGGUACUCUUGAUAAUGAUGAUGUUCCGAAGCAACCACGAAUGCCUGGUCCACGUCCGGAAAUGAUGACACCAAUGACACCCAUGAUUCCACGUGGGCCGACACCAUUUGGCGGAGGAGUUUUCGAGGGAACUUAUCAGGGGCCGAAAAUGUUCAGCCAAAGCGUCAUGUCGAAGACUAUACGAAAACCGGAUGGUAGUUAUGAGACUACAAAAAUCACCAAGGACUCUCAAGGCAAUACAACAACAACUAUAACACGCACCAUUGAAGGAAAAUCUGAAACGGUUACCGCUUACAACAACGCGUCUGGAUCCGGGACGAUUAUGCAAAAGGAGGGCAGCAGUACCAAAAUGGAAGAAUAUUCAGAUCGCAAUAUUUCUGUAACAAAAGAAGGUUACGCCGUACCACGGAACCUCUGGUGACCAGUGGUGCUUAUUGGCCGAAACCUUGUUGGCAACUUAUUACACGUCUAUAUUCAAAUUCAGAUAUACUAUGUACUAGUAACUAGAUCGUUAAGUGUUUGGUGUUUUAGAUGAAAUUCAUUUGAGGCUACAGAUAGCAGAUAGCAUUGCAAGAGCAGCAGCGGCAACAAAAGUGAUAGCAACAACACAGAUGACCGCAGCAUCCAAAACCACAACCGAAAUACAUACAGGAGCAGUAUGGUAACCGUAUACAGAUGAAUUUGGCAUUAAAAUUAGCCCAUCAAUUGAUGCAAAUUCGAUUUGCGAGCGAUUUGCAAAUCAUGUGCACAUUUGAAUGCUAAUCAUACUCAUCUACUAUCUCUGGUGUACAAUUCUAUACUGGUUCUGUACUGUUUUCAUGAAAUUUAUUUCGUAUAUCUUAAUGUUUUAAUUUGAUUACGAGCAUCUUCAUGGAGUGCAAGCAGAACUGUGUGAUUUAUUUCGGAACGCGCCUCUCCGCGUCAAACAAACAAAACCUACAUACCAUAUAUAUGUGAGGACACUAGGAUUAUAGUGUGAACGCUGGUGUCAGGGAGAGGGCAAGAAAUGGAGAAUUGUUUAUUUGUUAAAACGUUUUACGUUUAACAUAUAUAGGCACACACAUGAUGGCUUCAGGCCGAUGCACCUUCAUGUCGCGAGAGACUAAGAAAUUUAUGUGGAAUUUCGAGUGUUGCAUUAAAACUGAAAUAAGGAAGGAACCAAAGUGACACUAUAUAUGUUUAAUGACGGCGGGUGAAAAGGGGGCACUUGAGAGCGAUGAAUUUUACGCAAAAGUAUUUUUUUCUUUGAUUCUUUAGUUAGCACGAAUGAAUUCGUGAUAUGGAUUUUCCUAUGUGUGGCUGCUUUCUAGUAAAGAUUUUAUCCAAAUGAUUGUUUUUCAAAUGCGUCCAGUAUUUGUGAUACAACUAAUAUUGGGAUACUGCAGUACUGAGUUUCAAUGAAAUCCAUCUAAAGUGCAAGAACAAAGAAAAUUUUUGAAAAAUACAUACAUACAUAAAUAAAUACACUUAUACGCUAUGUAUAUCCUAAAUAUAAGUAAAUACAUGUUCAUUUUCAUUGGCGCAA